Mugil cephalus (flathead mullet) is the source of this 4975-nucleotide messenger RNA. Its product is annotated as endonuclease domain-containing 1 protein. The coding region runs from base 133 to 1035 and encodes 300 amino acids. Gene Ontology annotation, molecular function: metal ion binding; nucleic acid binding; hydrolase activity. The record is from RefSeq and is a predicted model, not a curated record. The transcript has 2 exons. NCBI's taxonomy places the organism in Eukaryota, Metazoa, Chordata, Actinopteri, Mugiliformes, Mugilidae.
GUCGUGGGGGCCUGUCUUCUGCUCACACUCUUCCUGCUUUGCAUAUCUGCUGUGUGACAUUUAAAUUAUAACUGCAGACUUUUUUCUAUCACUGUGACUGCAGCAGGAGACACUGGGCAAAGGUUUUUGACCAUGAAGAAGCUAACACCUUUAGUUUUCGCUCUUAUAACCGAUUUUCUCGCAUCGGCGACUGUCGUGCAAGACUUCAAUCACGUUGAGAGAUGCAAGGACUCCCUGUACAUGGGGACGCCGCCACGGGGGAUUAUCGAAAGCAAACUGAAGAAGAUCUGCCAACGCUACGCUGACAAACCCCGAUACGUGACCCUGUACGACCCUCACAAAAGGAUUCCGGUUUACUCGGCUUACACCUUCAAGAAAACAGAGGGAGACAGACGUGUGGAUUACCCCUGGAUGUAUGAACCACAGCUGGCCGAAGUCGAUGGAAAUGGAAACAUGCUGCCUUUCCCCACUGGCUACCUGCACAUGAAGUUUGAGGACAGCCAGGCCGUGCUUGAUGACUACUCUGAUGUGGUGCUUUACGAGAGAGGUCACCUAAAUCCAGACCAGCACCAGUCCACUCCACACGACCGGGCGGCCACUUACACCCUGACCAACGUGGUCCCAGAGAUCCGGGAGUUCAACAUCGGGCCUUGGCGCGAGUUUGAGGAGCGGAUCCGACUCCGCCUCAACAACUUCUGCCGUGGCACUGCCUACAUCGUCACUGGAGUGACCACGAGGGGCAACAUGAUCCGUCGCAACAACCAGGACCGCGUGGCCAUCCCAGAAGAUGUGUGGUCCGCUUACUGCUGCACCGACUACGACCGGAACGCACCCCACCCCGUUCGCAUUCGCUUCCCAUCCUACGCGGCUUUGGCCAAAAACGCGAAAGAGACCACCACCGUUCACGAGAUGUCCGUCCAGGAGCUUGAAAACUUCCUGAAAAAUAACAUGGAUGUUGACCAGAACCUCCAGCUCUUCUACGAUAACUGUAUUUCUCCUUCACCCCUUCCUCUGUACCUGCAACACACCAUCUGAAAGCACUGUCAGUUACACCUUCUCAGUGCAUAUGGCUUUCUCUUUACUUCCACGAAUAAUAGAUGUUUGUGCUGUUUUGCAAAGCUUAAUAUAAGGAAAUACAAUCAGAUAUACCCAUAAUUCUCCACACUGGUGAUUUAAUUUGCAAUUUGUUAUUCUUUGAAAAAAAAUUCUCAAGAAACCGAGCAGUUUUUGUUGUCAGCUAUAUUGUCUAGAUGCAGGUUUUCUUUCAUUACCUUAGCAUCUUUUCAUUACUUUUGUUGACAGGAAUUAAAAUACAAGUGUAUCAGAUGCAACAAAAAUGGUCUCAUUCAAUAAAAUAUCCUAAAUUACCUUCUUGAAUUGUUUUUGUGUUACUUCUAGAGAAAGCAUUUGUACAUGUACACAAAAUACGGACGCAAAUGUGUCAUUAUUCACAGCGACACGGGUAAAAAAAAAAAACCCAAAACAACACAAAAACACAAGAACAUCCUUUUUCACUACAGCUACUGUUCCUUCUGGUCAUAUACUUCAAAAACAUAAUGUACAGCUGUGGUGGAACAUAAAAUAGUUUUCAUUCAUCAUAUCCUAAAACUUACAACAGUUAUGGCAGUUGUAAAAAUUAGAUUUGAAUUUUAUGUCUGCCUGAUGUGUGUUAGUGUCUUUUAUCAUUUAGUUAGAGAUUAAACUCUUCUUAAUUUAAUACUAAAUCCACAGGCAUUCAAACACAUUUCUUGUGGAGUUUUAACUAGAAAACCAAAAGGAUUUGAGAACUUGUAUAAACAUAACAUGUACAUUUAAUCAUUUAAAAGAGAGUUAAAAGUCAGGACUUGUUCCUGUGAGCUGAGGUGUUAAGGUUUUUUUUAGUUCAUUUUAGAAGCAGUAAACUCAUGAGCAGAUAGCUGCUUUUGGAUGGAUACAUUUUAGUUGCACACUGCCAUCUAGUGUCUGAAGAGCAUUGCUGUCUCUGAUGCUGGAUUGCAGAGAGCCCAAGAGAGUAUUGUCUGCAAAGCUAAUUGAGUUAAACUGAAAAAGAAAAGUGCUAUGACAUUACAAUGUGCAUCAGUCAUCUGUUAAUGAUGAAUCCCAUUAGACCUAGCAGGGUGUAAUAACUACAUUCUUAUCGCACCAAUAACUCAACAGUUAUUGAAAGCCCAAAUACGGAUUUAAACGCUAACAAUAUCUGAUAUAUAGUAAGCCGGUUAGAAAUGUCUGCACACAGUUUUCUUUCUUUCCUUUAGGGAACUCUAGUACAUUAAUCUGAAUACUUUUAACACAUGAUCUUGCAACACAGCCGCAGGAAAAACGAGUAUCAAAAUUAUCUAUCGUUAUAGUUUUGCCAAGGCUAUUAUUUAGAGUCUACCCGCGUUAUUUACAAAGCCAAAUGUGUAAUUGAAAAAUGAAAUGAUCAAUUGAUUAGGGAGUAAAAUGUGACUUUGGAGAGGUAAAAAGAGGAGCAACGUACUCUAAAAGUACUUACUCACCAGUGAUAACAAAAUGAAAUAAAUGUAACAGUGGCCAAGAAGGUAUUAAAUGAAUGCUACAUUGGGGCUCGAAGGAGUGGAAAGCUUGGCUGUUAGAAGAAAUGCCUUAUACAACAAAAUUGGUGCAACAGUGUAGUUCGGCAUAUUUGCUGUAAUAAUCUACUGUGUACAACAGCUGAGUAAACAUAGAUCAGAGGACGACUCCCCUUGCAAAACUGCUGCUGCCAAGUUAUUUCAGGAUUUGAAAUGAAAAUCAUUUGAAUGUGAAUUAAUGGAGUGGCAAUCCCAGCUCAGUUUGUGUUGCUUUCCACAACAUUUAAUACAAUGGAUAGCAUAAUACUCAUAAUAAGCUUCAUCUACUAUUGAAACGUCAGUAUAGGUAUGGAAGCAUAUGGAAAGGACAGGGUUCUUUAAAAGCCCACGUCACCGCCUGAUGUGCACAACACAAAAGUAAGCCUAUAAUAUUUUAAUUUAAUGCAUGAUGAUGAAGCAUACAGUAGGUGUUUCCAAACUCAGCUGAGAUUUACUAGCUCUGUCCUCCUUUCAGUUAGUUUACAAAUGGGAGCAACUUACAACAUGAUGAAAGAUAAGCAGAGUUGAGAGUUCAAACGCUAAUGAACAUGUGCUGCAAUCAGUACAAAUAUAGCGAAUGCAGCAAUAACCUCUUAAAAAAUACUAUUUGCAUUCCCUCAUUUCUGGGACUGAGUUUAAAAAAAGUUAUUAUUAUUAAGCUACUAUUGUCAUUAUUUUGCUCAGGUCUGGAAAAAUUUUAUUGUGAAAAUGAAGCAGCUUAAACAGCACAAAGACACAUGGGCAGAGCAAGGUGAGGUGGCUAAGGCUACCUGUUAUAAUAUAUAAUAUAUAUUAUUAUAAUAUAUAUUAUAUAUAUUGAAGUACGGGCAGUGCAGUUUGGUUUAGAGGAAUGUGCAGAUGUUGAGAGUUACACACUUAAGCAUGACCUGACUGACUACAGGAAAACAAGACAUGCUAUACAUGGAAAUGUCCCAGAGGACAAUUUUAAACAUUUACGCAGCCAAUAUAUUAAAGAAUAUUAAAAAAAAAAAAAAAAAAGGUACAAAUAAAAAUUUGCGGUGUUGUAAACUUUCAUUUAAGGAAUUCCAAUAUUAUCUUAUAUGAAUGUUUUCAAAUUAAUUUCGGCCAAUGCCAAAAAGACAGUAAAAGGAAACAGUAAAAACACACCAUUAGCCAAAACCUGUUCAGCUUUUAGGCUUCCUUAUGACACUUUUCUUAACUUUAAGCAAACAAAUUUAACACAAGCAUUAGCAGCUAAACUAGCUAUAAUGACAAUUACCCUUAGCAGCUUAGGACUGCUAGAGACAACUAAAGAUAUUUACUCAGAAGUUGGUUCAAACCAAACCAGUAUAUUAAAAUAUAAAUAAAUACCAGACUUAAAUUCAACAAGCAGCCAAAAAAUAAAGCAUUGCUCAAUUUCUUCUGGUUUCUCCUGCUUCAAAUGGUCACAUAGCCUUUUACUAGAUGAGUCUGUUUAGUAAUCACAAAGUGCAGAGUUCUUCUGCCCCCAAGUGGCCGAAUAAAGUCUUACAGUUUUAACAACAUCUAAGGGGGGAAAAAAAAGAAAAAAAAGGAUGGCAAUGCUUUUGUUUAAGAAUGUUUUUUAAUGUUUUCCAGUUCAGAUACACAACAUACAGUGUGUAAUAGCCUCUAUUUGAAAUAGAAAUAUUAACUUUAAUUCUUUCAACCCCUUCUGGUCAUUAUGCUCUCUCACAGUAUCUUAAGCCUCAAGCAGGUUACUGAAUCAGACUAAAUGAAACAGACAAACAGGUGCAAGCCUUCACUUUACGAUUCCGGCAUAAAAUGUUAGAAGAAGAAGAAGAAGAUAUUUGGAUCUGUGUGAUGCUUUCCCCCCAUUCCUUUGCCUCAAGCCAACAUCAAAACUGUAGUGUAAACAUGUAAACCUGGUGAGUGUGCUUCCAUUAUCGGUUGGCCGGUCCAAACUCUUGUUACAAAAGAAAAGAGAAGUAGUACUCUGCAGCGCUGUUUUUGGUAGCAUGGGGCAACUCACAUCAAACAGCUGGGCCAGUAAUCCCACAAACAGAAUGUGCGGACUAAAUUGCAAAAGGUGACAAAACAAAACCACUGAGAUUCGGAAAUAAGACCAAAGGAGCACCAAGGAUUUCACAACCUUCCACUUACAGGUUCGACUGUAUGACAACGCUCAAGACAAUGUGAGACACGAACAAUUAAAUCCAACAGCAUCACAAGUAAAAUUCCUUGAUUUGCGGUUUGUUUUGAGCACAUCUGAAGCAUCCAGCUCGUAUUUCUCAAAUCCUCCCCUUUCCUACAUUCCUUCGUCUGUCUUCUGCAGCUGUUCUUUGGCUUUUUCCACCAAUGAAAGGACUCAUUUCACUCAAAAGCUGCCCCCACGACUGAUGGGAUAGUACCAGGUGUGUAUGUUUUAGACAACCAUAUAAGAGCAUUUUUUUUUAUAUAUAUAU